Molecule: messenger RNA, 1347 nt
Organism: Anthostomella pinea
Lineage: Eukaryota; Fungi; Ascomycota; Sordariomycetes; Xylariales; Xylariaceae
Source: the annotation of a GenBank genome assembly
AUGGAUGACCAACUCGCGACACCCCCGUUCAUCCCGGAUGAUCUAUACGACAUCUAUCGUCCUGGAUACAUUCCUCCCCGAAUCCUCUGGACGACUCUCGACGGAAGAUUCAUGACAAUUAACCUCGUGCCAACUCAGCCUGAGGGCCCAAAGGAGCAAAGCGUUCAGACCCUACCCGGCGGGUCGCGCGUCUGGACCGAUAUCACCCUAUUCCAGCGGUCGAACCAUUGGGAGGCAAUUGUCUCGGAAAUCCUGAAAUUCGUCAAGUGCAGCAACGAGUGUCACCGAAGGUGGGAGAACACCGACUACCCUUCCAUCUAUCUCAGCACCAGACAAUUCAGUAGAUGUUCUCAGACCAAUCACACGAGAGUCCAUGAUGAGUGGAGAGAGCUCAUGCGAUCAGAGGGAGUCGACUCUCUACAGUCGCGGCCCAGAGAAUGGUGGGAGAUUCGCGGUGAAUUGGUAGGCGACGAGCCAGUCAAGGCUCCCAAUGAUGGCCCCUGCCCUAUCCUCGACCCGCCGACAGAUGUUUUCACCAUGAUCUUCGAGCAUGCAGCCGAAGCACCGGAACUGCACGCGCACGCGAUGCAACUGAAGCAUCGAGGACAACCCACGAACGAGUCCACACAGCUUAUCUUCUACAAACCUCGUAGAUGGGCUGAUAUGAGCGUCUUUCAUAUCUGUCGCGCAUUCCGUACGGUAGCAAUCCAGUACUACGGCGAAUUUGGAUGCACGACCAUUCCAUUCAACCCGCGACUCGAUCGAAUCGUCAUACACGCCGAGCAACUCGACUGCCAGGGUUCCAAAUCGCCCAUGUUUGGUUACGGAUACUAUCCAUGCCUCCACGUGCAAGAGGAGUUCAACAUGGCCGAUUUGAUGUCCCGUGACGGUGUCUACAUGACCCCAAACACCCGGGAACUUACGAGCCUGUGGAAUAAGCCCACCGAACUAUCCCCAGACUUUCUCGAGAAGGUCAAGCAUGUCAUACUGCUCAUGCAUGAUCGCAAUUUUUACGACAUUGCAGACUGGGCCAGUCUGUGGAAAUCGCUCAGCAACGCCUUCGGUAACGCGCAGAUUCUCAAAAUCGACAUCUGCCAUGUCGAUGCCUGUGGAGUCCCUGGAGACAGCGAUGAUGAGGGAGCUAGCCAUGACACGGGUGAUAUCGAAAGUGAUGGAUACACCGGCAACGAAGGAGACGAGGAUAACGCGGAUGGCUCCGGUAACGAGUGGCACGAGGGAGACGCCGCUGAUGAGGGACACCAUGACAGCGAGGACAUCUCUAACCAGGUAGGCUUGUGGCGUGAGCCCAAGGACUACUACAAGGUUCAGGAUCUCUGGGUUCUGUAG